GGAACCCCAGCCAGGCGGGCGGAGAUGUCGGGAUAAUUUAGCAGGUGGCCUCGUUACUCCCAGAUCUGUCGCCAUGGUAACCUGGUUUUUUCUUUUAAAAAUGUACAGUGCCAAGAGAAGGAAGAUGGCUGACAAAAUCCUCCCUCAAAGGAUUCGGGAGCUGGUCCCCGAGUCCCAGGCCUACAUGGACCUCCUAGCGUUCGAGAGGAAACUGGAUCAAACCAUCAUGCGAAAGCGGGUGGACAUCCAGGAGGCCCUCAAGAGGCCCAUGAAGCAAAAGCGAAAGCUGCGCCUUUAUAUCUCCAAUACUUUUAACCCUGCGAAGCCCGAUGCUGAAGAUUCUGAUGGCAGCAUUGCCUCCUGGGAGCUGCGGGUGGAGGGGAAGCUCUUGGAUGAUGUACGUCCUGGCCCAGGUCUCUCCAGGUGUCCUGGGCCCAGUAAGCAGAAGCGCAAGUUCUCUUCCUUCUUCAAGAGUUUGGUCAUUGAAUUGGACAAAGACCUUUAUGGCCCCGACAACCACCUCGUUGAGUGGCACAGGACACCCACAACACAGGAGACAGAUGGGUUCCAAGUGAAGAGGCCAGGGGACUUGAGUGUGCGCUGUACCCUGCUCCUUAUGCUGGACUAUCAGCCUCCCCAGUUCAAACUGGACCCCCGCUUAGCCCGGCUGCUGGGGUUGCAUACCCAGAGCCGCUCCGCCAUAGUCCAGGCACUGUGGCAGUAUGUGAAGACAAACCGGCUGCAGGAUUCCCAUGACAAGGAAUACAUCAAUGGAGACAAGUAUUUCCAGCAGAUUUUUGACUGUCCCCGAUUGAAGUUCUCUGAGAUUCCCCAGCGCCUCACAGCCCUGCUGCUGCCCCCUGACCCAAUUGUCAUCAACCAUGUCAUCAGCGUGGACCCAUCAGACCAGAAGAAGACAGCGUGCUAUGACAUUGACGUGGAGGUAGAGGAGCCACUGAAGGGGCAGAUGAGCAGCUUUCUCCUGUCCACAGCCAACCAGCAGGAGAUCAGCGCUCUGGACAGUAAGAUCCACGAGACGAUUGAGUCCAUAAACCAGCUCAAGAUCCAGAGGGACUUCAUGCUAAGUUUCUCCAGAGACCCAAAAGGCUACGUCCAAGACCUGCUCCGCUCUCAGAGCCGAGACCUCAAGGUGAUGACAGAUGUGGCUGGUAACCCUGAAGAGGAACGCCGGGCUGAGUUCUACCACCAGCCCUGGGCCCAGGAAGCCGUCAGCCGCUACUUCUACUGUAAGAUCCAGCAGCGCAGGCAGGAGCUGGAGCAAUCGCUGGUCGUGCGCAACACCUAGGAGCCCAUGAACAAGCAUCACUGUGGACCAGCCAGCCACACUGUCCAGCAUAGGCCCUGGACUCUGGCCUCCGUCCCCUGCUGCGGUGGGGUUGCAGGCAGAGUGGGGAGGACUGGAUUAAAGGUCACUCAUCAGACA
Molecule: messenger RNA, 1444 nt
Organism: Cricetulus griseus (Chinese hamster)
Lineage: Eukaryota; Metazoa; Chordata; Mammalia; Rodentia; Cricetidae
Source: RefSeq, a predicted model, not a curated record